UUUUUUUUUUACUUCAGGUUGUCUAAAUAAGGCAAAAUCUGUUACUUAAUAUGAAGAAAAGCAGAGGUCGGACAGGCCGAAAGAGAAGAAGAAAACACUUGCAGAGUUUUAUGGAUGGAGUCAACUGCAGUCACAAGCUGGAAUACAUUAAACUUAAGAAGUGGCUGAAAGACAGAGGAUUUGAAGACAGUAAUUUAAGGCCAGCAGAGUUCUGCGGUACAGGAAGAGGACUGAUGACAACAAAAGCUCUCCAGGCAGGGGAUCUGAUUAUUUCAUUGCCUGAGAAAUGCUUACUCACCACGGGCACUGUCCUUAGUAGCUGCUUGGGAGAAUACAUUAUGAAAUGGAAGCCUCCUGUAUCUCCUUUGAUAGCACUGUGCACAUUUUUAAUAGCAGAGAAGCAUGCUGGUGAGACAUCUCUGUGGAAGCCAUAUCUUGAUGUUUUACCCAAGACAUACACUUGCCCUGUUUGUUUGGAGCACGAUGUAGUAAGCCUUCUUCCUGAACCUUUGAGAAAGAAGGCUGAGGAGCAGAGAAUGACGGUCCAUGAGUUGUACGUGUCUUCCAAGGCUUUUUUCUCUUCCCUGCAGCCUUUGUUUGCUGAGAACACAGGAACUAUUUUUAACUACAGUGCUCUAGAGUGGGCUUGGUGCACUAUUAAUACCAGGACAAUAUACAUGAAACAUUCACAGAGGGAAUGUUUUUCUCUUGAGCCAGAUGUUUAUGCAUUGGCACCAUAUUUAGAUUUGCUAAACCACAGUCCAAAUGUUCAGGUAAAGGCUGCAUUUAAUGAGCAGAAAAGAAGCUAUGAAAUUCAGACAAAUUCACAGUGCAAAAAAUAUGAAGAAGUGUUUAUCUGCUAUGGACCUCAUGAUAAUCAGCGACUGCUGCUAGAAUAUGGAUUUGUUGCCAUGGAUAACCCUCACAGCAGUGUUUAUGUCUCACCAGAUACUCUCCUCAAAUAUUUUCCACCACUGGACAAGCAGAGAAAUGCAAAACUCUCCAUUCUAAAGGAUCAUGAUUUCUUAGAAAACCUGACCUUUGGGUGGGAUGGACCAUCUUGGAGACUCCUCACAGCCCUGAAGUUAUUAAGUCUCGGAGCAGAUGAGUUUACUUGCUGGAGGAGAACGCUGCUUGGUGAUGUCAUUUCAGCCAGAAACGAAGAGCAGACUUUGAAUAUAACAGCAAAAAUAUGCCAUUUUUUAAUAGAGGAAACGCAGCAUGUCCUUCUCCAGAUUUCUCAGUUGAAGAGGAACAAAGAGAACCUCAAAAAACACCUGGCUUUGGUAGAAGCACUGCGCUUGGAAGAUCUGAAGAUACUACAAAAAUCAGCUGAGAUUCUUUGCAACUUGACUGUGGCAACAACUUGACCCAUCUGGAGCUGUGAUAGCUGUGACUGAUUGGACCUCGUUUUCCACGGAUGCACCUUGCUCAACUGUUUUAAUGGACCUGAGCAGCAAGGAUAAUAUAAAAAGCAGAAUAUGCCUGAUUUUGCUUACAGUGUCACACAGGACCUGGAGUCUUAUUCUGUUCUUUGCUGACCUUCUUCAGUAAUACAAAAGGU
Molecule: messenger RNA, 1564 nt
Organism: Cariama cristata (Red-legged seriema)
Lineage: Eukaryota; Metazoa; Chordata; Aves; Cariamiformes; Cariamidae
Gene: SETD4
Product: SET domain containing 4
Exons: 10
Coding region: 51-1370 (439 amino acids)
Biological process (GO): positive regulation of transcription by RNA polymerase II; peptidyl-lysine monomethylation; peptidyl-lysine dimethylation
Molecular function (GO): histone H3K36 methyltransferase activity; protein binding; histone H3K4 methyltransferase activity
Source: RefSeq, a predicted model, not a curated record